Molecule: messenger RNA, 1224 nt
Organism: Astrephomene gubernaculifera
Lineage: Eukaryota; Viridiplantae; Chlorophyta; Chlorophyceae; Chlamydomonadales; Astrephomenaceae
Source: the annotation of a GenBank genome assembly
CGUCCCCUAUCUAGUUGGCACACGCAACGUGUACAAACACUGCCGGUCGCUUUUUUGAGUGCUCCUGGGUCUCAAAUUAGCCGAGUAACCACUUGUGGGCGAUCCUGUUCGUGAGCGCGUUGCCCGGUGCUAGCUAGUUGCGUCGCGGCCUUAGAGCCUGCCACAUAUGCAGAUGCAGCUGUCAGCGCAUCAAGCCGGGUGCCCGGUGCGCCGGGGAGGCCAUGGCAUUAGGCCGUGCUGCACGCGGCCUGCGCGAGUCCCACUCGUGAAGAUGUCUCCAGUGCGGAGAGUGGUUGUUCAUGUGGCGACUGCGACGGCUGAACAGGUCGAGGUAAAAGCUGCGGCCUCGUUCGACUUCAACCAAUACAUGGUUGACCGCGCCAAGCUUGUAAACAAGGCUCUUGACGAGGCUGUACCUCAGAAAUACCCGGAUACCCUCUAUGAGAGCAUGCGGUACUCGCUGCUUGCUGGCGGGAAGCGCGUGCGGCCUGCGCUUUGUUUGGCAGCGUGCGAGCUGGUUGGAGGCGAUCUGCACUCCGCGCUGCCCGCCGCCUGCGCCAUGGAGAUGGUGCACACCAUGUCGCUCAUCCACGACGACCUGCCCUCCAUGGACAACGACGACUUCCGCCGCGGCCGCCCCACCAACCACAAGGUGUUUGGCGAGGACAUCGCAAUCCUGUCGGGAGAUGCGCUGCUGACGUUCGCGUUCGAGCACAUUGCUCGGGCGACCAAGGGAGCCAGCGCGGACCGAGUGCUGCGGGUGAUUAUGGAGCUGGGUCGCGCUGCGGGCGCCGAGGGCCUGGUUGCUGGCCAGGUGGUUGACAUCCAGUCGGAGGACAAGGAGGUGGGGCUGGAGGUGCUGCGCUACAUCCACAUCCACAAGACGGCGGCGCUGCUGGAGGCGUCGGUGGUGUGCGGCGCCAUCCUGGGCGGCGCGGAGGAGGGGGUGAUUGAGAAGCUGCGCAAGUACUCCAUCAACAUUGGGCUGGCAUUCCAGGUUAUCGACGACAUCCUGGACGUCACCGCCACCACCGAGCAGCUGGGUAAGACCGCCGCCAAGGACCUGGCCGUCAACAAGACAACCUACCCCAAGCUGCUGGGGCUGGAGCGCUCGCGGCAGGUGGCGGAGGACCUCAUUUCCGAGGCGAUUGCGCAGCUGGAGGGAUUUGAAGCGUCGCGAGCGGCACCGCUGGUGGCACUGGCCAAGUACAUUGGGUACCGGCA